Messenger RNA from Galdieria sulphuraria, 517 nucleotides. Its product is annotated as ubiquitin. Gene Ontology annotation, molecular function: ubiquitin protein ligase binding; structural constituent of ribosome; protein tag activity. The record is from RefSeq and is a predicted model, not a curated record. Gene Ontology annotation, biological process: protein ubiquitination; modification-dependent protein catabolic process; translation. The coding region runs from base 68 to 454 and encodes 128 amino acids. The transcript has 2 exons. Gene Ontology annotation, cellular component: ribosome; cytoplasm; nucleus. NCBI's taxonomy places the organism in Eukaryota, Rhodophyta, Bangiophyceae, Galdieriales, Galdieriaceae.
UUCAAGGACGCUUUGAUUUUCUUAUUUUUUGGGAAUUGGUUUGAGGUAUCACUGAUCACUCUUUAGUAUGCAAAUAUUUGUGAAAACGUUGACUGGAAAAACCAUAACAUUGGAAGUUGAACCUUCUGAUACAAUCGAAAAUGUGAAAUCCAAGAUUCAAGAUAAAGAAGGUAUUCCUCCAGAUCAACAGAGACUUAUUUUUGCCGGAAAGCAGUUGGAAGACGGAAGAACGCUUUCUGAUUAUAAUAUCCAGAAAGAGUCUACUUUACAUUUGGUUUUGAGGUUAAGAGGAGGUAUUAUAGAGCCAACCUUGGCAGCUUUGGCGAGGAAGUAUAACUGUGAUAAAAUGAUAUGUCGCAAAUGUUAUGCGAGAUUACCGGCAAGAGCUCACAACUGCCGCAAGAAGAAGUGCGGUCAUACCAACGAACUUCGUGUGAAGAAGAAGUUGAAAUAAAGGAUUUCUUUUUUAUCUGCCAAUAUUUUCUUUCUUUGAAGAGAUAAAGUAUGCGGUCAAGAA